Molecule: messenger RNA, 6546 nt
Organism: Manis pentadactyla (Chinese pangolin)
Lineage: Eukaryota; Metazoa; Chordata; Mammalia; Pholidota; Manidae
Product: KIAA2012 ortholog
Exons: 23
Coding region: 612-4127 (1171 amino acids)
Source: RefSeq, a predicted model, not a curated record
AGGCUCGAAUAUCAGAAGGGGGAAGACACUCUCUAAAAGCAAGACAAAUACUGUAACAGGAAAGAUAUCCCAAUGUGGCGCCCCCACCCCCCGCAAUUGUGACUUGAGCCCGGUCCCUUCAAUGCCCCUGUGACCCCCUCCUGCCCGCGCGUGAGCAUGGCCCUCAGCCCCUCUGCCUGGCCUAAGCUGCUUUAAUGGACUUCACGGCCCUGUGCUGCCAUAGCAACUGGAAACAACCUCCACGGCAGUGAGGACGGUGCGGUGGCCCAGAUCUGAAGAAGCACACCGGUAACAGAGCAACAGAACCGGGGACAACAAGGGCGCGGGCAUAGGGCAGGGAGGGGCUGCCCAGAGAGCCAACAAUCCGGGGCUUGAGGAGUCAGGGUUUGCGGUUUAUUUUUUCUCCCAACAAAGACACACACUGUCUAAACUGUGUGGCUGGUUGUUAUUAAGAAGCUUCUGCAAGAGGGGAAAAUGUAUUUAAUAAAAGGCCCAGUGUUUGUGGCCUUCUUGGGCUCACUGCUGAGCUCAGGAAAUCUUGAGGUGUGACCAGUUUUCAGCCUUCAAAACCAAGAUGAACUGCCCUUGAGAGGGGUGGUCAAAGGGGAAACAUGUUCAGGCUCUCUCUCCUGAGCCGGGGACAUGGGAAGCUGGUCCAGAACAAACAGAAGCUAGAAGUCUAUUUCGAACCAGAGGAUUACUUAAACUGGAAGUCCCCAGAAGACUAUGUCCUCAUUAGCAAACCACAAGAUGAGGGCAAUGCCAGCCAGCACAUGUGGAACCUCUUUCUUCCUAAAACAUUCAGCACUAGAAAGGGUGCCCUGAUCCUCUACUCAGAAGGUCUAGCCAUAUCAGCAUGGACACCGGAAGAGAGGAGAAAAGGUCGCUACCACCCCAAAGGCUGCAGGAAGAGGCUGGAUCUUGAACUGCACACACUUCAGGACCUCAAAGAAGCCAUCCUGGCAUAUGGGAGGAUACAGAGGGAGCAGGGAAGAACCUGGCAACCCUACCUCCACUUCCGAAGCCAACCGGAGAGCCAGGCCCAACGGCAGAUGCAGCCUGGGUAUUCAGCCAAGAGAUACCUCCGAGGCCUCUUGAGGACAUGGCCCCCUGACGCUAUGUACAGGCUCCAGUGUGCAGGAUGCAUCAAGGAUUCUGUGCUGCUCCAGGACAGUCAACUCAAUGUGCCAAAGAAUCUAAGGCCACAACAGGACCUUUCAGGUGUACCCCCAAAAUACCAUCUUCUUCCUGUCUUCCCUCCAUUUUGGAUUCAACAAGGAAAAUCUUUUGAACAAGGUCAGCAGGGCCUGGAUGAAGGGGAAGCUGGGGCUGGUGGACACGUGGACCAGGGCUCUGUAGCCAAGAACCACAGCAGUCAGGGGACUCACCCGCUGCCACUCAGGAAGCAGCCCUGGGAGGAAGCUGGAGCCCAGGCAGAGGAUGCAUCAAUAGAGAAUCAUAAUCAUGCAUCAAACAAAAGCUACAAUGAAAAAACACAGCAAACCUCCAGGAGAGCCUGUGGACACACCCGCAUCGAUCAUCCUUGGCUCCUGGGUGACAAGCCCCACACUACAUUCGAUGGAGGUGCCUUCCCCAGUAGUAAAGCAGAUUUCAGCGACAAACAAGGGAAUAUGAAACUCCACAAGGGCAGAAGCAGCCACUUGUUACAGGAGACUCCUGCUGAAAGCUGCCUUUUCCCCCCUGUAGCAUCUGCCACUGGCUCAGAAACAAGCACAGCUGGGGAAGUGAAGAAGAAAAAGGCACCAAAGGCUUUGAAAUUACCUCCUAUCUUAGAAGAACCACCCAGAGUCCUGGACCCCCUGAGGAGUCAGUUUAAAGCCAGUGAGCCACCAGCAGAGCUCUUCAUCUUCCCAGUGGAGAUUCAUUUCCACACCACACACCCGCUCAAAGGAAAUGCCCACAGAAGAGGUGCUCCACCAGCUGAGUCAGGACCAGAAGCAGAGGAGACCAGGCCUUUGUGGAGGCCUUCCCUGAAGCAUGCAUCACUACAAAGGCCCAGGGUGUUAACAGUGCAUCUCCCAGGGGACGUGGGCAGGGACCCACUCUCACCUCAAGAUGAUGAUGCCCCACCCCAGAAGGUGACCUCACCACUGUCCCUGAUUAAAGGAAGAAAAAGUCCAGAAAGCCAGGGGGGCCUGGACAGCCCCAACACAUCAGACCUCAGCAGCCCCACAGGCCCCCCAAAUGUGAGACAACCCAGGGGGACACUCCCAGCAGAAGGACAAGAUUCCAGAGGCCCCACACUGGGACACUCCUCACUAGGUCCAGAUGGAGAAAAUGCCCGCCUGUCCCUCCCAGGGCCUGCCCAAACCGAGGAACUCCUCACAGGUCAAGCUUAUGAAUCUGUCGAUUCAAAUACCAGCCAUGAAAAUGAGGGAUCUAGCUCUCUGAUUUUCACCAUAGCCAACACUGAAUCCGGAAUCGAUCUUCAAAUGAAUCUUAAUGAAACCUCACUUUUCACCCAAAAGCCAGAGAAGCAGGGAGCCCAGCAGUCCUUGGAGGCAGCAGCUCAGAAGACAGGGGAGCUUCAAAACUGUACAAAUAAAGAGCUGAUAUGUUCAAACAGAAAAGAAUUUUACACGCGCAAGCUGUACAUCGACAUGACGCCGUUCCUGAAGGAAAACGGAAAUGAACUGGAUCAUCAUGAAGAACCAGGAGAACCCCUCAGAGGAAAUCUUCAAGACGCCCAAGAGCCGGAGCUGAGUAGUAUGACCCUUGACCCUCUUAGUGCUUCCUUGGUGAAGCCCAUCCAGACUCCUGAGGCAGACACUGUCCAAAAGGUGGGCAGAGAUUAUGAUGUACACCAUCUGCUCGGAGGACUCCCAGGACAUGGGCCUGAGUCCCCGGAGAAAUCGGUUCCUGUAGAUACAUCUCUUCUUCCAAGAGGGAGAGAAGGGAAGACCAAACCAAAGCUGUCCAACCAGCAGACAACAGCCAGCAUCAGUAAUCAGAUGGAGUUGAUGGACAAAGCCAAGAGAAAGAAAAGAAUCAAGACAGACAAGUCCAAGGCACCCAAAGGGAAAAGAGAAGGAACAGUCAGCAGGGGAGCAGAGGCUGCUGUUGGAAAGUCAAAGGCUGAAAAGAAAUCAGAGCUAAUUCCCAAAGAAAAAAAACCAGAAGCCAAAAGGAAAAGGACACAGAAGGAGAGGGACCUGCAAACGGCAGCAGAGCUGAGUGGGCCUGAUGUCAUUGACUUUAAGGAAGCAGAAGACACUGCAGACAGACGUUUCUUUCCUUCAGACCCGUGGCUUUCUCCCAAAGAUGAUGCUCAGGAGAGCCAAGUUUCUAUAGACAGAAGAUCAUCACCCGCACAGACUGUUACUGUCACUGGAAACAUGGAAUCUGGAGAGAGAAGCCAUGAGGAUCCUUCCAAGGCCCUCCUUGCUAAGAGGGAACAAGAGAAAGCUUCCCAGGACAGGCUGCGAGCAGAGAGAGCCGAGAUGAGAAGGCUGCAAGUGGAAAGGAAGAGAAGGGAACAGGAAGAGCAGAGGCGGCUCCAGCAGGAGCAGCUGGAGAGAGCAGAGAAGAUGAAGGAGGAGCUGGAGCUGGAGCAGCGAAUCCGUGCAGAGGAAACCCGUUUGAGAAAACAGAGGCUUGAAGAACGGCAAUGGCAGGAGGAGGAAGAGAGAAAACAGUGGCUCCAGUUGCAAGCGGCCCAGGAGAGAGUCCGGCAGCAACAGGAGGAGUUUCGGAGGAAACUGCAAGAACUGCAGAGAAGAAAGCAGCAGGAGGAAGCUGAGCGGGCUGAGGCAGAGAAGCAAAGGCAGAAGGAACUGGAAAAGCAGUUAGCAGAAGAACAAAAACACCUGAUGGAAAUGGCUGAAGAAGAACGGCUAGAAUACCAGCAACAGAAACAGGAAGCCGAAGAGAAGGCUCGGCUGGAAGCAGAGGAGAGAAGGCAAAAGGAAGAGGAAGCAGCAAGGCUGGCUCUGGAGGAAGCCGUGACACAAGCCCAGGAACAGGCCAGGCAAAAAGCUGCUCUGAAGAAACGUCUUCAUUUCCAACAAGAACUCCGUAAGGAAACCAGUGGACUGCAGUGGACUCACAACAUUUCAAGACCAUGGGUUUAUUCUUAUUUCCAGUUCCUACAAAUAUCCAGACCUUAAAGAUAAAAGAAAAUUUUAAAGUAAGUUGCGAGGUGGUGCAGAAAAGAGAAACUUCCUUCUGUUAUGUUCCAUUCUGAACCUAGUAAAUUCCAUUUCAUCUGGUUCACCUCAAGCUACACAUAACUUCUCUGGGUCCUCCAUCACCAUCACCCAACUCCACUACACGUACUUUGUUCAACCCAAUUAAACUCUUCACUCAAAUUCCUGUAUGUUCUCUAGAACCACAAAAAUCCAGCUUUGGUGCCUAAAACUGGCCAGUAACUUCAGUUUGAAUUUCAGCUUGUUAGUAAGAUACUAAGAUACACUUAGUAGAGUCGAAAGUAUUUCAUUUCAGCCAAUGUGACUGAAAGAGUUGCAGGUAAAUGGAAAUUAUGAAAUGCAAAUAAUUGAGUUAGCUAAGAGAAGCUAAUUCAUAUAUUCACAUAUAAAAAAUUAAUUAUAAUCUCUUUACAAGGUAAAACCACAUCCAUUUUAUCCUAAGAUUACACUAAAGUUUAAUGUCUAUUUAAAACAAGGCAAUCAUUUGAUGAGUGUUCAUUUGAGCAAAGUGAACUGUUUUGGAGGGUAUUCUCACAUCCUCAAAGUACAGAUUCUAGAACUUCACUGUGCAGUAAGUAGCCACAAGUACUAUUUAAAUUUAAAAUAUUAAAUUCUCCAGUCACACUAGCCACUUUUAAGUGCUCGAUAGCCACAUGUAGCUACUUGCUACCAUAUUGGACAGCACAGAUAUAGAACAUGUUCAUCAUCACAAAAAGUGAUUAACAGAUCCCUGAAAAUGAACAGAUCAUGAGGUUUUGCUCCUGGACCUUGAAGAUCCAAACACUCACAUAAUUUCCCCAUUUUUAAAAUCACACUGAUUCUAUCAGGGAAAAGUGUUGAUUAGAUAAUUUGUCUUUUAGCAUCUCUUUAGUAUCAGUAUCUAAUAAGUGUCUAUUAGAGAAUGAUCAUUAAAGGUGAUGGAAGAGCUUUAGCCAAGAUAUAUAAAAGGAUGUUAAAGCUAGCGGUACCUUAACCUGAAUUCUCCCAUAGAUUUCUGUAUCACUGUCUGCAGCUAAAAAAUUUGGUAUUCACAAGUGAUUCCUUCAAAUUUCCCACUAAUGCAUAAGAUGUUUGCUUUCUACAGGAACUGCAUUUCUGCAAUCAAAAGUCAAACUUAAUUUUGAUUCUGUAUUGUUAUUGGACUUGCUUAGGUUUGAUGCUUGUUUUUAACUCGUUUUAUGUAAAACAGAAAUAAAAUGGCCAAAAUCAGUCAUACAUAGUGAAUUUAAGUAUGUCAAACAUUUUCUCAAACUUGUCAACCCUACUUGCACACUUAUUCAUUCAUUCCAUUCAAUUAUAAUCAGAUGAGAAAGGAGCAUCUCAAAUAAUCCAACCAAGAACAGAAGAAAGAACAUUCAAGGAAAACAUCCUUGUGGGGAAAUUACCACUACUGGCUUUAUUUUCCCCUUCUGUUACAAAUUUUGGAUGUUGCAGUCAAGCGCUAGGUAGAAUGGCUACAUUGUUACUCAAGGUCCCUUCCAAAUCUGAUAUUCUAUUAAAUUGUUUCUGUCAAAGGCUAUUUUAUUAGCACUACACCACAUAAGCACAUUUUAAGUUAACCAUAGCAGAAUGCAAUGCAUUUAGAAGAAUCUAAUAAACUACAAUUAGCUAAGCUCCACGACCUAAAUGCUGACAGCCUUCAAACAGAAAUGCAAACAAAUUAAGAUACCAAACUAUAUAUUCAUGCAUCCUGGACAGUUCAAGUAGUCUAACAGGUUUGUUACUCAGGCCUGACGGAAAUAUGCAACUCAAUGAGGAUUUUCUACAAAUGGGCCUAAUUCCUAGUCACUAUUUAAUGUAAUGAUAAAUGCCAGGUGAUAAGUUUAAAAGCUCUAGUUUACCUAGAGGGUAAGAUAUAGGAAUUGCCAAUCAUUUUUCAACAGAUGACUUGAGUAGGGAGGCUAUAACAGUUUAUAAAAUUAGAAAUAGGUUUUAUUAGAUGACAUUCUAUUUGGGAUAACAUGAAAUUGGAUUAUGUAUAUGCAUUGAUAUACUAAAUUCUAUGGUUCAUUAAAGAGUUACAAUAAAAAGUUAAGCCCUCUAAUAGGAACAAAUUUGGUAUUUUAAUUUCAUACAAAGUUUAAAUAUUUGAGAUAUAAAGAUAUUCAAGGAAAAUAUAAACAAAAUAUACCAAACCUUAACUAAGCAGAGAGCAUUUUGUAAACUGUUAAAGGAAAAACUGAAAUUUUCAAUAUAAAUCAAUUAAGGAUUUUUGGCAUGCCCAUUUAUUCAAUAUGACUGAGUAAUUCUAUCAUAUAUAUGCAGCAUACAGGAAUAUCAAGUUUUUUCAAAAAAAACAGAACUGAGUAUUUAAGAAGGUACUGUGGCCUUAAUUAAAUGCUUAAUUUAGAAGGCACUUCAGUAACUUUCAGUGCUUCAA